Messenger RNA from Melozone crissalis (California towhee), 1584 nucleotides. RefSeq names its product fyn related Src family tyrosine kinase (gene FRK). Bases 1 to 1584 code for a protein of 527 amino acids. Gene Ontology annotation, molecular function: non-membrane spanning protein tyrosine kinase activity; ATP binding; signaling receptor binding. The transcript is spliced from 8 exons. Gene Ontology annotation, cellular component: extrinsic component of cytoplasmic side of plasma membrane. The record is from RefSeq and is a predicted model, not a curated record. NCBI's taxonomy places the organism in Eukaryota, Metazoa, Chordata, Aves, Passeriformes, Passerellidae. Gene Ontology annotation, biological process: protein phosphorylation; innate immune response; cell differentiation.
AUGGGAAACUUCUUCCGGAAGCACUGUCCCUGUUUGAAGCGUUACCUUCCCUGCUUAUUCUGUGGGACAAAUGGUGAACAGGAAGACAAAGGGGGCCAGGUCUUUGCCAACAUUGCUGUGGUAAAACCUGACCUCCAAGCAGGACAGAAGGACUUAGAGAGUAAGAUAAAAGAAAAACCUUUACCUCCACUGCCUGGCCAGGGGCUAGCAAACAUUUGCAACUUUGUGGCUCUGUUCGAUUAUGAUGCUCGCACUGAGGAUGACUUGAGCUUCCGAGCUGGGGAUAAGCUGGAAGUGCUGAAAGCAUCCCAUGAGGGAUGGUGGUACGCCAGGCUCCUCCUGCCAGAGGGGUCAGUCUGUCCUGGCCGCAAGCUCAUGGGCUACAUCCCUGCCAACUACAUUGCUGCUGACCAGAGCAUCGAAGCUGAGCCAUGGUUCUUUGGCCCAAUCAGACGAGCAGAUGCCGAGAGACAACUGUUGUACCCUGUAAACAAGGAAGGAGCUUUCCUAAUCCGAGAAAGCGAAAGUCUAAAAGGCGAAUACGCACUCUCAGUUUUUGAUGGUACAUCUGUGAAGCACUACAGGAUCAAAAGGAUGGAUGAAAGCUUUUUCCUAACCAGAAGGAAAACUUUUAAAACUUUGAAUGAGUUGGUCGACUAUUACAGCAAGAACAGUGAUGGCCUCUGCGUGUUGCUCGGACAACCAUGCCUAAAGAUACAAACUCCUACUACUUUUGAUUUAUCUUACCAAACUGUUGAUCAGUGGGAGAUAGACCGACGAUCUCUGAAAUUAGUGAAAAAAUUAGGAUCUGGUCAGUUUGGUGAAGUAUGGGAAGGACUGUGGAAUAACACCACUCCUGUGGCAAUCAAAACAUUAAAACCAGGUUCAAUGGAUCCAAAAGACUUUCUGAGGGAAGCACAAAUAAUGAAGAACUUGAGACAUCCAAAGCUUAUACAGCUUUAUGCUGUCUGCACUUUGGAGGACCCAAUUUAUAUUAUUACCGAGCUGAUGAGAUAUGGAAGUCUUUUAGAAUACCUUAAAAAAGAUGGAGGCUCUCAAAUCUCCCUGACACAUCAAAUAGACAUGGCUGCUCAGGUAGCUUCUGGGAUGGCAUACCUUGAAUCUCAGAACUAUAUCCAUCGGGAUCUGGCAGCCAGGAAUGUUCUUGUUGGUGAGCACAAUGUUUACAAAGUGGCAGACUUCGGACUUGCAAGAGUUUUUAAGGUAGAAAAUGAAAAAAUAUAUGAAGCUAGACCUGAAACAAAACUCCCAGUGAAAUGGACAGCCCCGGAGGCAAUCCGCUACAACAGAUUCAGCAUUAAAUCAGAUGUCUGGUCCUUUGGGAUACUUCUGUUUGAAAUAAUCACCUAUGGGCAGAUGCCUUAUCAUGGUAUGCCAGGACACCAGGUGAUCCAGCUGCUGGACAAUGGGUACAGACUUCCUCAGCCGGAGACGUGCCCAGCGCCACUCUACGGGAUGAUGGAGAAGUGCUGGAAUGCAGAGCCUGAUGAGCGGCCCACCUUUGACUCCCUCAGUGACCAGCUGGAGAACUACUUCAACAACGAGAUCUAUUCCUUUACCUAG